AUGGCAGUUAAAAUAUCUGAAACCGGUUUUAAUAUCUCCAUAUUUGAUCCUUUCUGGCAGUUUCCUUUGCCCAACGUAGUCUUGUAUGCUACGCACCAAGAGACUAAGCGCCUCUUUGGAUUUGUGCUUAAAACUUCAGGAGGGAGAGUUGACAACCGCCAAACUUCCAUCUGCUAUAUAUUUGAAUCAAAUAACGAAGGGGAAAAGAUUUGUGACUCCGUUGGACUGGCAAAACAGAUAGCUUUUCAUGCAGAACUGGAUCAAAAAGCAUCAGAAAAGGCAAAAGAAAUAGUCAAAGAUAAACAACAAAAAGAAUUAAGUAAACAAAAACAAAUCAAAAAGGACUUAAAGGAGCAAAGCCGAUUGAUAGCUGCUUCCAGCAGAUCAAACCCAAGUAGGGGAGAAGGACAGUUUGUAGUCCUUAGAAGUAGCCAGUCAGAAGACAGCAAUUUAGGAGAAGAUAGAAAGAAGAAGAGAGAAUCUGAAACCUAAGGUUGUCUACGUAAUUAAAAUUGGAAUCAUGGAUUUAAGUUCUACAAGUAGUGAAAUGUAAGUGGAGGGUCUGUUGUAUUGUAUAAAAGACUUCAUGAUGCGUAGACCUUUAUAUGCCUUGACUUUUCUUUAUCGAUUGAUUUCCACUUUCAUGUCAGUAUAAUUUCUCUUUUGUAUGCCAGAUAAAGCAUGGUGAUGCUACCAUGUUUAUUACAAAAUUGUUUUCUCAAAAAAUUCUCUGCAGUAUGGAAAAACUCUUAUAUUUUUUUUCCCUUUUACCUGCCUGUGUAAUUGACUGCUUUUGAAACAAGACUUAAACUCACUAAUCUUAAACAGUAUGGUGAAAUUUGUUCUUUACACAAGUAUGCAGAACACAUUGUUGGAAACAAAAGUAGAUGUCCAAAUAAGGCAGUGCUAAGCUUUACAUAACUUGUUGCACAUAACUGUUUUUAGAAAGAAAAAUCCCUAUUAAUAUCAAUGAGAUGUGCAAUAGUUCUAAACAGAAAGAUCAUACUUUUUGUUUCAUAUUGCAUGUCUUGAUUUUUUUUUCUUUUUUUUUUUUGUUGUUGAAUAUAAUGCUGGAAGGCUUCUUUGAACACGAGAGAAAAAAAAUACUUUGUCACACCUAUAUAAGAGCUGAAAAGAUGCAGUUGCACUUCGCUGCGUGAGGAAUGUAUAAAACAUUCCUUAUCAAACAGUAAGAAUAAUGUAUAUAUUCUUGUAGCACAAGUGCCAUUUUCUUGGUUUUUCCCCACUAUAUGUGAUAAAAAACUGUAAGCCUUUGAGUUCACUUUCUUAUAAGAAAACAACAUGCUUAGCGUUGCAGGAACAUCUUGAAUUUUAUCAUUUGAAAAAUCUUCUGAAUCUAUAAAUGCCUUGCUACCAGUACACUACGUUUACUGAAAAUGAGCUAAGGCUUUUAAAGUCUUUUUAUGGAGCUGUAUUUUGCAAACAGAAGUAAAAGCCUAUGCUAGUCUACAUCCUAGAGUCAAAUCCCAUAACGCGUUUUUCAAAGUAAUGUCUCUUUACACCUUGUAAGCCUGAACUCCAUGGUCCAUACCCUGUGUAAUAUUUAUUUUGUAUAAUACUAAAUGUGCAUUCAUCUUUUGAUCCAGAAGAGAAAGCUUGUUUGAAGUAAGAAGAAAUAUUUAUUUUUUGCACUAAUUACUGUAAGUACUAAACUCCAAUGAAACAGUUGUCUCUCUAAUAGGGGCCUGAAAGUAA
Cygnus olor (mute swan) is the source of this 1716-nucleotide messenger RNA. RefSeq names its product DCC-interacting protein 13-alpha-like. Gene Ontology annotation, cellular component: endosome membrane. Gene Ontology annotation, biological process: signaling. The record is from RefSeq and is a predicted model, not a curated record. NCBI's taxonomy places the organism in Eukaryota, Metazoa, Chordata, Aves, Anseriformes, Anatidae.